Messenger RNA from Paramecium primaurelia, 2004 nucleotides. The record is from the annotation of a GenBank genome assembly. NCBI's taxonomy places the organism in Eukaryota, Ciliophora, Oligohymenophorea, Peniculida, Parameciidae.
AUUAAAUUAGAAAAUAUUUCUCUAAAGUUGCUUAGGAAGCCUUAAAUCUAAGACAUAAGCAUAUUAAUGAACAAUUUUAACAAUAUAAAUCAAAUCCUAAAAUUUUGAAUCCAAGAAAAGGAGAGAAUGUCCAACCUGAUUAAUUAAAGAAAAUGAAAUAAGAAGCUAUGCAAGAAAUUGAAAAAUUCUAAAAGAAUUACUUAUUUGAUAUUAAUUUUAACACUAAAGGGUUGGUCAAACUAUUAGGCUAAGUUAGCUAUGUGUAUGAUAAUCAUGAUUUAAUAUAAUCUCCUUAAUUUUAAGAAAUAUUAAAAAGUUCCAAAGAAAAUUUAUAUCAAUUUUAAAACAUAAGGGAAUUAGCUUUGUUAUUGAAUUUCUGCUUCAAACAUUAAUUAGGAGAUGAAAAUCUAUGGUUUGCUGCUUAUUAACAUCUACUCAAUACUUAAUCUUAAAUAUAAGUAGAAGAUUUACUUUUAAUUUUGGAAUCAAUAAAUGAGACUAAUUUAGAAUAUCUAAAACCAUUGUUUAAGUAAUUCGAAAAUGCUAUCUUAGAAGAAGUAUAAAGAAAUAAUCACAAAGUUACUAUCAAAGCACUUCAAAUUUAUCGUAAAUUUUAACCAGAUAAUAACAAUUUCUUCUAUUCUAUUAAAAAAUAAAUUAUUGAUUCACUACCUUAAACUAAUACUGAUUCAGUUUUGAAUUAUCUUAGAUAUUAUGGUUUAGGCAAUGAACCUAUAGAAGAUAGAUAAGAAAUACUUAAUGCUAUAAUGAUUCAUCUUUAUAAAAUGUAAAAAUUUUUAAAUAAAAAAUAAUUACUUUAAGUAUAUUAUACAUAUGUAAGAACAUAAUUAGGAUCUGACAUAUUAUAUCGUUUAAUUGAAGAUAGAGUUGCAAUAUUAAUAGAUGAAUUUUAAUUAAAUGAAAUUGAACAAUUGUUAAUUAUAGCUGCUAAUCAAAAGAAUAACAUUAUUUUUAAAUAUGCAGAAAGAUUACUUAAAUAAAGAUUAUUAGAUUGUAAUCCUGCUGAUCUUGUAUAAAUUGCUGUUCUUUUUAUUGAAAAUAAUUAAGGAACACCUGAAUUUAUUGAUUCUUUAGAAUAACAUCUAAUUUAAGCCAUAUAUACGAGUGAUGAUAUAACAGAAUUACUUUGGGCCUUAGUCUAAAAAUAAUACAAUUCUAAAUGGAUGGAAAAAAUAGCUGAUGCUUGUAAAGAACGAGUACCAAAUUUAUCAGUAAAAUAACUUACAUCAAUUGUGUGGAUGACAAGUGAUUAUUUUAAGAGAUUAAAAAAUAAAGAAAAGUAAUAAUCUAAAUAUAUUGAUUUAUAUGAACUUAUAGAAAAACAUUUAAUAUAAUAUUUUGAAGAAGGUGAAGUUAUAAAUAGAGAUGUUGCACUUGUUAUGAAUGCAUAUAUAAGAAAUAUUCCAAUAUCUCAAGAUUUAGUAGAUUUAAUGGAAAUAUAUAUUCUUAAUUCAACAGAGGAAGAACUUUAAGAAUUAGAUGGUUGGAGUGUCUCCCAAAUCAUAUGGGGAUUUAGUUAAAUUGAAUGUAAAUAAUUAUCUUAAUAUUUAGAGUACUAGAAUUUAAAGGAAUUCUUAAAUUUUAUGAUUAAAGUCACUAUAGAAUGUAUUGGUGAAAUGAAAAUUGAUGAACUUUUUACAGUUUUGAGAGUGUAUAUAAAUGAGAAAUAAGAAACAGAAGAAAUGAUUAAAGAAGCUAUAGAAAAAACUAAUUUUUGGAUGGAUUAAUUAGACCUUAAUUAAGUAUAUUUAGGUAUUCAUAUUUUUACAAAUACUUCAUUUUCAAAGUAAAUUUAAUUUAUUAAAUUUUUAGUCUUUAAGGAAUCAAUGAAUUAAUUAAGAAACUUUUAGAUAGGUUAGAAUUCUUAAAGUCUAUAAAACCAUAAAUAGAUCCAAAUGAAGAUGAAGAAAUAGACCAUGAUAAAGAAUAAAAAUUAAGACUAGAAGUAGAAAAAUAUAAAUAUUCUUGAUACUAUUAUGAGUG